Molecule: messenger RNA, 1001 nt
Organism: Alnus glutinosa
Lineage: Eukaryota; Viridiplantae; Streptophyta; Magnoliopsida; Fagales; Betulaceae
Exons: 1
Coding region: 99-920 (273 amino acids)
Biological process (GO): sphingolipid biosynthetic process; very long-chain fatty acid biosynthetic process; fatty acid elongation, monounsaturated fatty acid
Cellular component (GO): endoplasmic reticulum membrane
Molecular function (GO): fatty acid elongase activity
Source: RefSeq, a predicted model, not a curated record
CCUACUUUUUGAACGCCUUAAAUUCACACCUUCCUUCUCUUUAUCUGCCCGCCCAUCAUAAAACUAGGAUUGUAGGCAGCCGGUGAUCCACGUACACCAUGAUGCACAUUUCCUCCGCUCUCCAUUACUGGUUAGUCCACCACCCAAGCAUCCUCCAUUUCUCAUGGACCCAAGGCCAAACGCUUGGCUCCUCCCCACUCUUCCUCACCCUCGCCGUUCUCUCCUACCUCUUCCUCACCUUCCUCCUCUCCCACCUACCACUCCCACCCAUCCAGCCAAGCCUCCUGAAGCCAAUCUCAGCCGUCCAUAACCUCGCCCUCCUCAUCUUCUCCCUCGCCAUGUCUCUCGGUUGCAGCCUUUCCACCCUCUCCCAUGCGCCUGACUUCCGCUGGAUCAUCUGCCUCCCCCCUCGAACCCCACCCACCGGGCCCCUCUUUUUCUGGGCGUACAUGUUCUACCUCUCCAAGAUAUUGGAGUUCGUAGACACCCUUUUGAUCAUCGCGAGUGAGUCCUCCAGAAGAAGACUCACUUUCCUCCACGUCUACCACCAUGCAGCGGUGGUGAUCAUGUGCUACAUAUGGCUACAAACGUCGCAGUCCUUGUUCCCGGUGGUGCUUGUGACCAACGCAUCCGUGCAUGUGCUAAUGUACGCCUACUACUUAUCCUGCGCUCUAGGGAUGCGUCCCAAAUGGAAGAGGCUGCUCACGGAGUGUCAAAUAUUGCAGUUUAUGUUUAGCUUUGUGGCGCUGGGUAUGAUGCUGCUUUACCAUUUCACCGGAAUAGGGUGCUCCGGAGUCUGGGGUUGGUGCUUCAACGUGGCCUUCUACUCUUCUCUUUUGGCUCUGUUCCUAGACUUCCAUGCAAAGAAUUAUCCCAUUGCCACCCUCAAGACUACCAAGAAUGACUAUAAACUGUCAUGAUCAGCUAGCAUGCAUGGACGGUCAAGAUUGAUUAAUUAAUGUAAUGUUGCAUGACUGCUUUCUAUUUAUUAUUUCGUUACU